AUGUCCCGCCUCCUAACCCGUCUCCCCCGGACUGUACCCCCCACCGCCGCUCCUCUCCGUAUCUCUACCUCUACUAUCACUAGGAGCACUAGAAGCAACAAGAGGGGAAUAGUCACAGACCUCGAAACAGGCGGUACUCGCAAGGCCAAAACUGCCGGCAAAGGCUUUAUCUCUGUUGGCCAACAGUCUUCAUUUGGCAUGCAAUCUGGUAUGCCUACGGUUGAUAAGGGGGAUGAGCCGUUGCCUGAGUUGUUUGAUACUUCGACCGGUCACACAAUCCUCCCCAGCAUCAAACAAACCGUUCAACAAACCAUCGAACACCCUGAAGAAUGGGAAGGUAUCCACGCCGAACGUAUCACCUCCCGCGGUGCUAAGAGUCAGAGUGCCAAAGCGGUAGCCCACCCCGAAGAGUGGGAAGGUAUCAGAGCUCAAGCCGACGCUAGCGAUGGUUGGGAAGCUGGUAGAGCUGGGAGAGAUGUGACGGAGGUGUGGGGGAGUGAGAUGGCUGCUGAGGGGCUGAGUGGUCAGGAGGCGGUUAGUAGUAGGAUGAUGGGGCGGGAUAUUGGAGGUACUAGUGAGUUUCCUGGUGUUUUUGGCGAAGCAAAGAGCAAUUCGCAGUCGAAGGGAAGCAUCAACACCGACACCAGCGGGGGUAGAAGUGGAAACAGAAGUGGUGUGAAGGAAGCAGGAAAAAGUGGAAAGGAAGCAAGCGCCGAAAGUAACAGCCCCAAUUACGCCUCUCCGAUGGACGCUCACCACUCUCAGGACUUGGGACGUGCCACGAUCCCAAUGGAUAGCUCGGCAGGACUGGGUCAACAACCCAUCGCCACUGCUGGAGGGUUUUCUACCGCAGAUAUUCGCGAGGGAUCAUUGCCUAAUCUCUCGGUGGGCGCGGCGAGUAUUCCGAGCUUCACGCUGGAAACACAACCCCGUCCUGCGCCGACAGCCGUCAGCCCUUUCUCUACCACAUCAACUUCUUCGACCUCCUUCAACACCUCCACUUUCACCGGUUCAUCAUCCAAAUCGACGCCUUCAACGUCAUCUACCUCGCACUCUACUUCUCCUGAUAUCACGUCGUCAACGGGCCUGUCGGGAAGAAGAACGGGACCUGGAGCUGGUGGACCGUUUGCGGAGCAGCAGAAGCCGAAACGCAAGACGCAGGCGCAGAUGGAUGAGGAACUGAGGAUGAGAAUGGAGGAUAUGGCGGGCGAAGGAGGAGCGGCGGGGGUGGAGUAUGAGGAUGGAAAACCGGUGGCUAUGAAGAGGGGGGUUAAGGAGAAUAUGUUUAGGUAUAUUUAG
This is a messenger RNA of Sordaria macrospora k-hell, 1299 nucleotides long. RefSeq lists its product as uncharacterized. The record is from RefSeq and is a predicted model, not a curated record. Lineage: Eukaryota; Fungi; Ascomycota; Sordariomycetes; Sordariales; Sordariaceae.